UCAGAUGGUGAGAUGAAGACUUCUGUCGUCAUAAAAUAAUGAAACCAUGGCUAUACCACAAGAGACAGUUUCGCAUCUCUGCCCUAGAUUGGUCGACUACAUUUGCUUUGUAGGUGCUCGUUAUCCCAAUAGUAAUAGCGUAGCUCAAACACCAGAAUUAUUACGCCGGUACCCUGUAACGGAUCAUGAAGAUUUUCAUCUGCCACCAGAUGUGGUCUUCUUUUGUCAGCCUGAAGGAUGUAUCAGUGUGAGUCAAAAACGAGUGCCUCUCAGAGACGCAUCAUCGUUUGUAUUCACGCUCACGGACAAAGAAAGUGGCGUGAUCAGAUAUGGCAUAUGUUUGAAUUUCUUCCGACCUUUUGACCGGAAGUACGUUGCAGAGGCAAAGAGCAGAGCGAACAAACCGGCUGACUCUGUGGCCGAAAACCGAAACUUCGACCAGGAGGGUUUCAACAGAGGAAGACAGCCGGAUACAAUAAGUCAGUGUAGCACAGAUAGCGAUAAUCUAAGCUGGAAUGGAAGUGUAGAAGGAUCCCAGACUGGCCACAGAGGCUCAGUAGGCAGGGUGAAAAAAUGGAAACAGAGGAACAACACUCUGACGUCAUUGUGUCUGAUUAGUCACCACCCGUUCUUUUCUACAUUCAGAGAAUGCUUGUUUCAAUUGAGGAAGCUCAUCCAUGCGUGCAAUGAGAGAUCCUGCAGCAGACGAGUGGGUGGAUCGAAAAGUGUUUUGCGCGACUCAGUGUGGGGUGUUUUGUCGGGAUGCAGCCUGGGCGGAGUAGAUUUGAUGGUUCCAUUUGGUAAUGGAAAUCAGCAGCAGGCGCCAUCACAACCGCCACCCCCUCUCAGCCCAGUGAUAGUGCACGACGUCAAAGAAAUAGAACACUGGAUCAUGCGACUGUUAUCUGCCCCAAUCCCCAUUCCCGGAAAGACACGUAUUGAAGUCGAGUUGUUGCCUCGAAGAAUAGCGAGCCCGAUUUUGUUUGCUCUGCCAGAUGACACCCGAUUCAGUCUCUGCGACUUCCCCCUUCACCUUCCCCUGGAACUGCUGGGAGUGGAGACAUGCAUGAAGGUCAUCACUUGUAUCCUGUUGGAACACAAGAUUGUUUUGCAGUCGAGGGACUACAACGCUCUCUCGAUGUCUGUACUGGCUUUUGUGAAGAUGCUGUAUCCUCUCGAAUACAUGUUCCCCGUCAUACCAUUACUUCCUACUUGCAUGAAUUUCGCAGAACAGCUAUUGUUGGCUCCAACUCCCUACAUCAUUGGCGUCCCUGCGACGUUCUUUCUCUACAAGCAGUCAUUCAGACUCCCCGAUGACGUAUGGGUCGUGGACCUGGAUUCGAAUAAGAUUACAGUUCCUCUAAAUGCGGAAGAGUUGCCUCGCAUCGUAGAACCAGAAGCAACAACUCUAAGAAACCACCUGAAAGGGGCUCUCACAAGUAUGUCGAUGCCUCAGCCAAUUCGGAACCUGGAUGAAGUUGACCUUUCCCGAUUCACAAUCUCAAACGCCAAAGCCGACAGCUCCAAAUCAGACGCAAAUGUGAAGGACGCAUUCAAUCCCUACAUUUUCGGAAACGACAUUGAUUCAAUUGAUGUUGCGACGCGAGUGGCUCUUGUGAAGUUCUUCAGCUCGCAGAACAUUCUGGCGAACCAUUACGAGCACAUGAGGACACUAAGGCUUUUUCCGCGUCCGGUCGUGGCAUUUCAGCUGAACAGUUUCCUGAAAUCCAGACCAAAUCAUUCGGCUUUUACGGCAAAGCUAGCUAGAACUCAGGCAGUGGAAUAUUUCUGCGAAUGGAGUCUCUCUCCGAAUAACAUGACAUUCCAGCGCAUCCAGACAGGACUCAUAGACCCAGGUGUGAUAGGGGACAAGCCCAAGUGGUACCACAACCAGCUGACCUCCAUUGUAUUUCCUGUGUGCUCCGAAGGUUCUUCUCUAGCAGCAGCACUCUCUGUUCCAGAAGAACAGGAAGACGACUCAGACUUGAAUUUAACAGAUGAAAGUGCGGACGAGGAAGCAGUAUCUGGUCACAAUGUGUCGACCGGCAGUGGGGCUGGAGGAGGCCAGUCUGCCACAUAUUCUGGUGACGUCACUUCCCUCAAGUCCUCCUCUUCCUACUCUUCCCUUACAGAGUUCGUGAGUGACAUGCGAUCGGCAGACAUUAGUGGAGACUGUCUCCCUCCUCCUCCGUCGUCGAAUGAUGUCUUCGGACAGCGCAUGCUGAUAGACCAGAGUAACUACAGGGUACCGAAGACACUGUUAGUUCCACAAACGGAAGCUCAGAGUGGAAUCGAAACACCGUGUGUUCCCUUCCAUGUGGGAGAUAGUUUUACUCCUUGUAAAGGAGGAACCGGAACCAACAGUCUACUUGUUCCGCCUAAUGAUGCGUCUAAUGCACUUACUCUGGGAUCUGAUGGGAGCUAUGGUGGUCUAGGAACAAGUGACACAGACAAUGAUGCAGAAUCUAUCCAUAGCGAAUCAGAUGACCCCGCUAUCGGCCAUAGUAAAUCAAGAGACGCAUUCAGCAGUGGGGGAUCUUCAAGUGACAACAGAAGUUCUAACCAAAACGGAUCAGCAGAACAUGAAUUCAAAAAUCCCCUCUAUGACUCAUCUGCUACAAGAAAGGCUGUGUCUUCGACUAGAAACGUUUCUGGUAUCGCGGCCCCUAAGGAUUAUAUGAGUCGUAAGCCACUAUCGAUGGACGUCGUCUCGCAACAGGUGGUGCCCCAAUUACCGGUACAGCCAUCAAUCACGCCUACAGUGUCUUCCUUGUGGAGUUGGGCGACAUUGUCGCUCCAACCCAAACCGACAGCUGAUACAUUUUAUGAUUCAUCAACUCACUUGCCUCUAUCAAAAACAUCUUCAAUGAGGAGUGCAGGAAGCAAGCGGUCGUCUGCGAGUAUCGCCAGUGUUUCGGGGGAUCCCGCUAUUGCGGAUUCCUCGAGUGCUUUUGACCCUAACGUUCUCCACGCUUAUGAUAUCAUAACAGGUCCCGAUGGAUCUUCGGCAUUUUCAAUGGAUGAAUCACCUUCAUCACCCAUUAGCGGAGAGAAUGUGAACUUUAAGCUUCUCGGAAAACUAUGGGAGCAAGUGCGUCAGAACGACAAGCCGGUGAAACCAAAUGGAGGUAAUCUAAACCAAGACUCGGGAUUCGUUAGUCGCAGCCAGAGUGUCUCCGUUGGAACAGGAAGUGCGAGAUCAAGUCGGCUUUCCUCGGCUAAGUCCGACCACAAUCCAAAUACUUCGGCAUAUGAGAAAGGUGAUCGGACAGCUUUCGUGGAAAAAACUGCCAGUGUAAUAUCGAGACAGUCGCUGAGAAGUGGGAAAGCAGUAGCCAAUCAGAUCACAGCAAGCGGAACACGAGUGGCUAAUGCGUUUGAUCGAAGUACCUUCAAGGCUAACAAUCUUGGAAAAAUCAAAAGAGAUCCCGGCCUUCUGCUGGAGCAAAUUUUGGGAAAUGAUACCGAGAAUCAACAGUUCUUGUCUGAAGUGGUGGCCAACUGCAUGGAAGGUCAGUCACCAGGCUUCUUCAAUCUGAAAAAAUUGAAGAAGUUACUUGAAAACGAAAGUCUAAGAGCGUAUGUGGUGGGCAAAGUCGGCAACAACAAUGACCAACCAGUUUCAAAGGACUUCUUGGAAGACCAGGAGGUCAGCAAGAAAGUGUUCAGCAGCAUGACGUCAGUUCUGAGAGCCGUCAUCUGUGGUCUAGAGGAGAGCAUAAAAGCGGCCAACUUUAACGGAAUGGCAUCUAUCUUCAUGUUGCUGGAGAUAGCAUACACACACGUAUUUAUCCGUGAUUUGACCACCACUCGCAAAGCUGUCCCAAACGCAUCCGCUGACCUGAGCUUGAAAAAAGUUGAAGGUGUGUUAGACAGCGCGACCAAAGGUUUUAACCAGAGUCUGAAUUUCAUCCUCACUGGUGAAGGUGCUUUUCCUAACCUUAAUGUGCCCCCUAACUCACCAAAUGUGUCAAAAAUGUCCCAAAAUACCCAGAAUAACAAAACAGCUUCGUGGCUGGCACCCUUUUCACAGUCUCAGAGUCAACCAGAAUCACCAAAAACGGCAUCAACACCGGUGCCAGCAGGGGUCUAUUCUUACCCGUCUGCUUCUAACGAUAAAUCUCAUGACAAUUAUAACAGUUCUUCUAAUGGUGGUGGCAUGAGUGGAGAAGGGUCCUCAUUUAAGCCUCCCUAUGCAGACCCAUUCGCCAAUUCAGGGCCAGGAAUUUAUUCAAACAUGCCCGGAAACAGCGAGUCCAGGAAUCAGAAGGACGAGAAAAAUCCCAAGAUAACAAUCAACAAAAGCAGACCCGGAUCAAUAUCGUCAUCAAAUGGGAACCAGUCCAGUGAUUUGGUCUCCGAAGUGGACGCGAAGAGAAGACAGAUGGAAGAAAUGCACACUAUGGAUUCUGCUAGCUCAGAUAGCACAUUCUCAGCCCUCACUCCCCACGCAACAAGUGCUUACCCGAGUUACGGAGGAGCUACGGGGGAGAGCGACGGAGGAAGUAGUGGGGCGGAUACUCCGGCAUCUGCAAGUGCGAUGUCUUUUGUAAAUGAUACAGGACCUAGGCGAAUCUCCCAUCACUCUAUCCGAUCGACCGACAGCGAGUUUGAAGUCACAUCACAAGGGUUCAGACAGAUGCCCCAGCUAUCCAUGGGAGGAGCCAUAGUACCCAAAAUACCAAAUGCAGUGAAGCAGGUGAAGAGUGUCUACUGCUGCGGCUACAGAUACUACAAUGGGAUCCUCAUGCGCCUGGAAAACAUGCCGCCCCAAGAGGAGAACCCCAAGAAAUACUUGUUCGAAAUGGUCAUAGAAAGCAACCGUUCUCCACUGUGGGACAACCUGCAGUUCUGGGAGGACUGUUUCCUGGAUGCAGUGGCUGCUGAGAGAGAGGCUGUCGGCAUGGACCAGAGUCCUUCUGAGAUGAUGACCAGAUAUAAGACGCUGGGAUUAGAUGAACAAAAAAGGAUCGAGGCGGAGGAAGAUCGUCUGCUCUCCACCACUCUUCAUAAUAUGAUAGCUUUCAUGCUGGCGAUGAAACUCAACCCGAAAGACAUCAAGAAAAAGGCCAGGAGACUCCUCGGCAGGUCGCACAUUGGGCUAGGUUUCAGCAAAGAGGUCAACGAUCUGCUGGACAGACUCAAUUAUCUCGCUGGCAAUGAUAUUGACUUGAAGCCUCCAGUGAGCCGACAGUUGAAGAGACAGUGCUUCGUGGUCCAUGCAGGAGUGGACAACAAAGGAGAUGUGCUCUUUCUAGAGGUAUGCGAGGACAGUGUAAUUUUGCGGAGUGGCAACGGGGUGAUUUGCGAGAGGAUGUUCUACGAGAAACUCAUCAAUAUGUCCUACUCACCCUCCACCAAGGUACUCUGUCUGUGGAAGAGACAUGGGUGUGAUACUCUACUCUCCAAAUACUACACGAAGAAGUGCAAACAGCUCUACUAUGCUAUAAAGGACAGCAUGGAGAGGGCAGCUACCAGGAUACGCAACGAGACUCCAGAACUUGGAGGAGAGUUCUGCGUAGAAGACGUGUCGACAGGAGCUUGCGGUGUCUUGCAAGUCACCUUAGACGGAAUAUCGCUAGACUUCAGUGGCCAAAAGACUUUCAUCGAUUUGAGAGAUAUAAAGAAGUGUAACACCAAGAAAGGAAGAUUUGUUCUUCAAGAGUAUGUUCCCGAGAGACGCGAAGUGAUUGUGCGCAAAUACAAGUCGGCCCAGGCCAACGAGAUUUGCUACGCAGUUCUGUGUGUGUUCUCAAUGGUAGCCGCAGCAUCGCCCGUGUCCCCUCCUACUUCCCAAGGAAGCACAAACCGGAACAGCUGUGCGUCCCCUAGCUCCCCACCAUCAGUUCGCAAGCAGUAAAUAUCUUCUAUCACGUCUAAUCUGUGAACUUACUUCAAUUGAUAUAAUGGAGGUCACAUUACAAGACAAUUCUUUUUGAUGAAAAUUGUGAAAUUAAUUAAUAAUAGUUAUAAUGUAGCUUUCGGCUGUUCUUUUUGCGCUUUUAUGUGCUCAAAGCAUUUUAUUAAAUUCGCUCUCGUAAAUAAAAGUUCGAGUUAGCUGUAGAUUAGAGUGACAGCAUAUUGUAGUGGCUCUAUAUUAAAUGCCUGAUUUGUAAAUUUAAGCCUAUGGAAUACUUAAAUGAAUGCGAUAUGAAUCUCGCGAUAACAGCUCCGAGAGUUUUGUCGAAUAAACCUGUUUUCUUUAGUUUUAAUCAAAAUUGUUUGUAAAAAGUGGUAUUUCAUUACUAUUCGCUCUUGGAAAGUGCAGUGCAGAUAGUGCAAUUGUUUGAAGAAAAUUCGGUAAAUGUAUCGAUUGUUUUUUUUUCUUUUUUGAAUAUUUCUGCAACAUUAUGUACAUUUAUAAACAAUCAAUAGUUUGGAAGUUCAACCUUCGAUUUGAGCAAUUAUUUUUCCCCGUAAUUCAAAUACAAUCCAACUGCAAUGUGUGAGCUUUUUGAUUUGUAAAUUUUGAGAAUGAACUUAUGAAUAAAUAAUCUGUAUCCUAAAUUGUAAAUUUCAAUGUGAUUAUUAAGUGUCAAUGAACGAAGU
This is a messenger RNA of Symsagittifera roscoffensis, 6549 nucleotides long. Its product is annotated as MAP kinase-activating death domain protein-like. The record is from RefSeq and is a predicted model, not a curated record. The coding region runs from base 47 to 5860 and encodes 1937 amino acids. Gene Ontology annotation, molecular function: guanyl-nucleotide exchange factor activity. Gene Ontology annotation, cellular component: cytosol. NCBI's taxonomy places the organism in Eukaryota, Metazoa, Xenacoelomorpha, Acoela, Convolutidae. The transcript has 30 exons. Gene Ontology annotation, biological process: regulation of apoptotic process; regulation of Rab protein signal transduction.